This is a messenger RNA of Fusarium poae, 732 nucleotides long. RefSeq lists its product as uncharacterized. Bases 1 to 732 code for a protein of 243 amino acids. NCBI's taxonomy places the organism in Eukaryota, Fungi, Ascomycota, Sordariomycetes, Hypocreales, Nectriaceae. The transcript has a single exon. The record is from RefSeq and is a predicted model, not a curated record.
AUGAAGGUCUCUGUCCAAUUUGUCACCGUCGCCCUUGCGGCUUCUGCUGCAGCUCACCCUCAGAAUGGUAGAAAGGGACCGCCCAGCAGCACCACAUCUGGCAGUGCUACUUCAAGCACUGCAGUUCCUUCCAAGGGUUCCAUGUAUAACCUACCCUUCAUGCCUACAUGGUUCUUCCGAGACUCUUCGCAGAACAAGUGUAUCGGCGCCUACAACGCCUGCUUGAUCGCCAAAUCAAGCGACCAAUCGUCCUGCGCCUCCGACUACGCAUCAUGUAUCAAGACCGCUGCCUCCUCUGGUGCCCCCUCUGGUGUCUCUGCAACCUCUACCAAGCCACCUCCUUCUGCAACUGGAAGCACGACCGCCUCGCGCACCACAGGUCGACCCCAGCUACCUACAAGUCUCCGACAAUGGUGGGGUCAAGAGCAGGGUCGUCGACGUUGCCGAUACGAGCACUACACUUGUAUUCGAGACAAGUCCAGCGACAAGGCUGACUGUGAUGACAAGAGGGCCUCUUGCUUUGCAUCAAUCAAGACUGUCACUGCAACUACUGGUCCCACUAGUAUCCCGACCAGGUCAGCAGCUACUGCUACUACUACUACUGGUACAAGCUCUGCCGCUGUCACUUCUUCAACCACCGUUGUUGACGCUGGCGCUGCACCUACCGCCACUGAUGCUCCUCUCAAUGCCGAUGAUCCUUCUUUUGACGAUGACAGCGACGACUCAACAUAA